UUCAGGGGAAAUCCUCUGGAGCAGAGCAUCGCCAGCGGCGUCAUGACCGUGGGGAGGUCUUUGGUCCUGCAGAAGGUGUCCAGGAAGCAGGCUGGGAGUUACACGUGUUCGGCGGCCAACACCCAGGGGAGCAACUCCUCCGCCCCAAUAGAGCUCUCGGUGAAAUAUUCUCCUGUGUGCCGCGUCGAGCAGACAGAUGUCUACGGAGUUGGUCGACAUGAGAAAACAACUGUGACCUGUCGGGUGGAAAGUGACCCUCCUGUGACCUCCUACCGAUGGGCUUUCAAUAACACUGGAGAAUUUGUUGACAUUCCCAGCUCACAUUUUGAUGUCAAAGGAGAUGGCAUAAAGGCGCAGCGGUCGGACUUGCGGUACUCCCCGGUGAGCGACCUAGACUACGGGACUCUCCUGUGCUGGGCGACGAAUGAAGUCGGGACCCAGCGCAUCCCUUGCACCUUCACUGUCUUCCCUGCCGGAAAACCCGACUCGGUGACGUCAUGCAGCGUCUUUAACGAGACUGAGAAGAGCGUCUCGGUUUCUUGCGAGCCCGGAUACAGCGGCGGGGUCGACCAGAGCUUCCUGGUCGAGGCUUGGGACGAGGGCGUCAUUAAAGCCACGGAUACCAGCGACACGCCGGUUAUGGAGGUGACGGGCCUGCGCGCCGGCACGAGGUACACCCUGAAAGUCUACGCCGUCAACUCAAUGGGUCGAUCUCUGCCUUACAUUUUCAAGACCUUCACCCUUACGGACGUGGCUGAGAGACGGACAGCCCUAGGGGACGUCCAGCCAGGUGAGCCCCUUAGCCCCAUCUUGGGAUCCAUCAUAGGAGGGGUGAUUGCUCUGGUCCUGCUGAUGUCAAUCGCCCUGAUAAUAGCCAGGUGUAAAAGGACGAACAGGGAAGGCCACAGCUUACGGGAAGGCUCCAACGCGGGAGGCGAAGUCGGGUACAAAUCCUGUGGGAAAGCAGAUGAGAGAACCGACCCGAGCCUCACAGCGUCUUCGGAGGCCCAGCAGACCUCAGGACAGCAAUCGCAGCAGAAAACGCCUCAGCAACAGCAGCAGCAGCAGCAGCAACAACAACAACAACAGCAGCAGCAACAGAAACAGCAGCAACAGCAGCAGUGCGGACCCGAUCUACUCACAGCCUCGCAAGAAUCCACCCUCAUCCUGCACUCCCACGACUCCUCUACUCCACUGAUUGGCAACGGCCGGGUUCUUCAGGGCCAGGGUAAAAUGGACCCUAGUUUCCAGCAGCAACAGCAACAAGCCCAGUUCAUCCACCAACCUUUCCUCCACCAGUACAAGCCCCAACAGCCCCAUUCCGAGCAGCAGCAGUAUGGCGAAGGCCACAGCCAACCGGGGUCACUCGACAUCUCAGGGGGCGCACGCUAUCAAGAGCAGGUCGUCAUGGAAGGUGUUGGCACUCCAUAUCAGAGACACAAAGUCGCCUAUGUCCCAGUCUACGAUUAUCAGCACCAUUCUCAGCAGGGUGACUGUGAAUGGCAAACUGGGGAAGAUAUCUGGGGAGGCUUAUCUUCCACGAGCCCAGCAGGGAUGAGUACAUCUCCCCCCGGAGGCAAUUUGGGGCCCAUGCCAGCAGGCAUCGUGGGAGGAGGCAUCCCGAGGGCCAGUCAGAGUCUGGUAGCAUCCCCAUCAGGUAGUUCUCCCGUGUCUUCGUAUGGGACGGUUGAUCCCCGAAGGCACUCGGCAUACCUGAGGCCCCUAGAUCAACUCCCAUCGCAGGUGGGUACCCAGUUACCCACUGGCCACAUGCCCGAUUAUAAGCACAAAGUGCAGUUCGCCUCCCCGCCCACCGCCCAUCACCCGCCUCCAACGACGCCCGCCACUUUCCAGCGCAGCUCCGAGCACGAGAGCGCGGUCUAGUGAAGAUGAAUGGUCUAAACUCGUAUACAUUUAUAUAUAUGUCCUUUAAUCAAAAUGCAGCAUCAUUCAGGGGACUUCGUGGAAAAUACUGCAUCGUGAAGUGAGAGAGAUACCGAAAAUUCUUAAGUGGUAUUUAGAACCCGUUGAAGAGAGUACAAUAUUCAGUUCAGGUUUGGUGACGUUUCUUACGAGAACCUAGUUUAUGAGACUGACCUGACUUUGAGCUGAUGAUGCUUAAACGUUUUCGUAGGAACUAGAAGGACUUAAGGGCACACCUCAGAAUGGCAAUGAAUUUUCAUUGAUGGGAAUCAAUUACAGUUUUUUAACUUACAUGCAGAGACGGUAACUGUUCCAUUGUAUGUGUUAAAUCCGCCGAGUCGAUUCACUUUUUCGCCAUGGGAAAUGAUGACUGGUAAAAUAAAAGAAAUGAAAACGCUUUCAUACGAAUAGUUCAAAACAUUUGAGCAACUAAGAUACACAGGAGUGCGUCUGGGCUCGUUGUUGUUUGAAAUGUGACUGAAGAAGAAAGAAAAAAAAUGUACGAGAAAAGCGUAGAUCUGGAGAUGCUCCGGUUUAUGUCAUUUCGUUUUAUUAAAAAAAAAAUAAGUAUUGAAUGUCAACACAAAGAGCGUAAAGUACCGAAAACUUAAAAGAGAAACAUUGAUGUUAUAAAUGUGUUAUUUAUAAUUAUGUGUGUAUGUGUCUAUAAAAAAAACAUUCAAGCUGCACAUUACCAAAGAGAAAUGUGGGUUCAUGUUCCUAAGUUACAACAGAUGGAAAUAUAUAAAAUAAAGUGAUAAUGCUAAAAUUAACCAAAGAAUAAAAUCUGAAAAGUUAUAGAAUGUAAAUACAGAGUGAAUAUAAUUGCA
This is a messenger RNA of Macrobrachium nipponense, 2753 nucleotides long. RefSeq lists its product as uncharacterized. The record is from RefSeq and is a predicted model, not a curated record. Gene Ontology annotation, molecular function: protein binding. The coding region runs from base 43 to 1884 and encodes 613 amino acids. The transcript is spliced from 9 exons. NCBI's taxonomy places the organism in Eukaryota, Metazoa, Arthropoda, Malacostraca, Decapoda, Palaemonidae.